Molecule: messenger RNA, 3415 nt
Organism: Saccoglossus kowalevskii
Lineage: Eukaryota; Metazoa; Hemichordata; Enteropneusta; Harrimaniidae
Biological process (GO): signal transduction
Source: RefSeq, a predicted model, not a curated record
CUCAUUGCGUGGUGGGUAUUCGGACGUGACCGACCUCAGAGCGGUUUCUUUUCAUUUGUUUAAUUUCGUUUCGCUCCGUUCUACAUUUUACUUAGCGGUAGUUUCAGUUUGAACAGGUCCGAGGUAACCGAAAUCUCCCACCACAAUGUGGACCACGAAGAGGCACGUUACUUUGCUUGUCGUGGUAAUAUUAUUUAUAAAUUGUAAUGGUUUUAGUCUGGAUUUCACUGAUAUCAUGGACUCUGCGAUGUCGUACAUACGUACAGAGGAACGCAAUGCUGUCAAUGUGGAUGAAAUAAUGGCACGAUUCAAGAAGUCUGUGGAUGAUCUAGUUGAUGAACAUCUAAAUGCAUUUCAAGAAGCAUAUAAAAUUCCACAGACAAGAAGCAAAAGAGAACUGCCAGAGGAAUUGGAUGUCAUUAAUGAUGCGCACUACAGGUUAACAAAUGUGACAACUUCUGAAGUCUACAACACCACUCUUUAUUUCGGUGAUAAUGUUAUCAGUGAUGUGACAGAUUUUCAACUUGAUUCAUACAUGCACAUCUUAAUGCUACUUCAAGAUGAAGAUGGAUACUCAAGUGCUGUAAUACUCCGGCAGAAUGGAAGCGAGUGGAAUGUAACAGAAUGGUUAGAUGCUCCUGCAAUCAAGGAUGUCACAUCUUUUACUGUGGGAACAGAUCUGUUUAUUGUACUUGUGCAAGAUAGUUACGAAGAUAGAGGAACUGGCAAAGUGCCAUUGACUCAAAUAAGGAGAUACAAACAGGGUGCUACAUCCAUCGAGGAUUAUUCUCUACAGAGGAUGCACACGUAUGGUGCCAGUUCAGUCACAACUUUUGAUCUACCUCAUAAAGACACUAAAUGUAUGAUAAUUACAAAAGGAGGUUUGGAGACUAGAUCGGAUGUCUACUGCUCGUUAGGAAACUAUUUUGAUCACAUCACCUCGGUACGUACCAGUUGGCCCAAUAGCAUUGAAGCAUUCACCAUGCACGACAAUGUGCAUCUAGCUGUACCUCACAUGGACUCGCUGGAAAACAACCCAGAGACUGAUUCUGAAAUUCUUGUAUUGAAUCUUCAUACUGAAAGCUUUGAUCAUGUACAGUACAUCCGUACACUUAGAGCUAUGCAAUUCGAGCACAUCAGUUAUGGAACUGGAACCUUUGUAGAACAUUUCCUCAUACUUAGAAAUCAAAUCCAUGCUGACGACUCGGAUGACAUUCCUGAUGCCUCGAUCUAUAAAUAUGUCAAAGGUAAAUUUGUACCAUUUCAGUGUAUUCACAUUAAGAAUGGUCAAAUUGAAUAUUUGAACCUGAUCGAAGGAGACGACCAAAAGAAUGUACUUAUCCUGAUUACCAAUCUUGAUGUUAAUCCCAUACAACUCUAUGAAUACGAUGGCUGGAGGUUUGUCCCAACAACAGUCAACUUCGAACACAAUAACCCAGGGAUUAAAAGGGCCUUUCCAGGCUACAGUUUUGUACGUGGUGUGAUUUUUGUGCUUCUAGUUGACUACGAAGAGCAUGAAAAUUAUGUAGAGACUUUGCAUUUCUCGUCGAUAAGGCCCAUCUUUGAUGCAAGAGAGUCUGCUAAGGAAGCAUGUGCCAACGCUGAACUUAUAAUCUCAACCGAAUUGGAACGUUUUAACGAUAUCGAAGCUGCUGCAUGUGAUCUUGUCUACACAGACAGCCGUGUGGUUAUAACUGGUGAAAAAACAUUUGUUGAUGAAAUAACUGUAACGAAUGUAUCCCAUAUUUAUCAAAUCGAGGGUAAUAAUGGUGCUUUUUUUGAUAAAAGUGAAGUCAGUGCACUUCCGGAAGUGAAAGAAAAUAUAACCAAUAUUCAGCAAAGACUUGAAGUUGUUGAAGGUUUGUUGAACAGAGCAAUGAAGACAGUUGGUGAUCAGAACAUACUCGGACAUAAAACCUUUAUGAACUUAACUACUGAAUCCCUGAAUGUCAAAUCAAAUUUCAUCUUGGACGACAUGGAAGACGUUGAUGGUGUAAACUUUACAGAGCUUGAGCUGGAUACUAUGAAAAUCAAUGUUGACCAAGAUCUCUACAAUAGAUUCAGUUUCCAUGGUGGCAUUGUAUUUGAAGAUGGUUUAUUUGUAGAUGGUAAUGUGGACGGGCAGGAUCCUGACACUGUGGUGACUUUAGAUGGCACACAAGUAAUAGUUGUAGAGCAGACAUUUCAAGAUCAAAUCCUUGUUGAAGGUCAUGCUGAGGUGUUUGGUACUGUGGAUGGCAUAUACCUUAAUUCUACCAGUAUGCUGUUAACUAGUGGCCGUGGAGAUGUUCAGGUAGUCACGGGUAACCUGACAUUUCCCGAUGUGCAAUUCAACAACAUUGAAAGUUACGGAGAGGUAGACGGUGUUAAACUUGAUGAGCUUCGUGACAAUUCAGUCCAUACUGAUGGCGACUACAAUAUCACGGCCGUUCAUAGAUUCCAUAAAAUGGUCAAUAUUAACAGUAGUUUGACUGUUACAAAGAAUCAUACACUGGAUGAUGUAGAUGUUGAAGUUUUAUUCAAUGAGAUUCUGAAGAAAACUGUCUAUCAGCAGAUACCUGCUAACUACACAUUUACGAAUCUAAAUAUAACCAAUAAUCUUGAUGUUCAUGGUACAAUAAAUGGUAUUGACAUUCCUGAUGAUGUAUUGCAAGUGAGCCAGUCGGCCACUUUAAAUGGAAAUGUAACGUUUACGAAGGAUGCAAUUAUCUCCACCUUGGAUUCACGCUCAAGCAUUGAUGGUAUAGCCAGUAAUUUAGAAGGUGGAAAUAAUUUGGACUUGUUGAAAACCACUGGGAUUCAGACCGUGCAAUUUUCUCGGACAUUUAUGGACAACAUAGUAGCUGGUAACGAUUUAAAUAUAGCUAACAAAUUGACAGUUGAUGGUGUUGAUAUAAGCAUGAUGGACUCUGAUGCUGUGAAGUUGAAUGGUAACCAAGAUAUCACUGGGGAGAAGGUAUUUGGUUCAAAUAUCACCAUUGAAAGUAGUUUGGAGGUAUAUGGUCGCAUAAAUGGAAUAGAUGUCUAUGACCUCACUAAAUCGUGUGUAAGAAUACAUGAUGAAAUGAUCGAAACAAGCUCAACAAUAACUUUUGAAGGAGAUGCUGUGUUUCAGGGGAAUCUGGACACCAAAGGUGAACACUCAGUUCAUGGGAUUAAUUUACACGAUUUAGUCGUGCAAGGAGUCGCAGAAACUAUUGGUGGAAAGAAGACUUUCAUCAGUGAUGUAAAAAGUAGAGAUGAUAUACAUGUAGAUGGAUUAAUAAAUGACCUUGAAUGGGAAGAGAUUGACGAUGAUGCUUGGAUGUUGAAUAACACUGGCCAAUUAGUGACAGUUUCAGGUUCAAAGACAUUUACAGGAGAUUUCACUAUAUCAAACUCUUUCAAUGUCACUGGAACUAUAGACGGUAAUUAG